Paramecium octaurelia is the source of this 703-nucleotide messenger RNA. The record is from the annotation of a GenBank genome assembly. Lineage: Eukaryota; Ciliophora; Oligohymenophorea; Peniculida; Parameciidae.
AAUGAGUAAAGGGAUUGGUGCACAUCUUGACAAAGCAGUGAAAUAGAAAAUCUAUCAAUAGAGAGCAAAUAAAUACAAUGCCGAAUUUGAUAAAUUGGAGGUAGUGUUUAAUGACUUCUAUAAUUUCCUUUAAAACAGGAAUAAGGACAUGACCCUGAUAAGAUCCCUGCAAUUUUGGCUGAGGAGGAGUACCAGAAAAGACAUUCCAAUGACCCUCAGGAACCUCUGCCAUUUGAACGUAGUGAUAAAGUAUUGCCAAUAACUGGAUCGACCCAUCUGGGAUUUGAUAAGGCUCAUACAAAUCUAUCGGCAACUAAACAGAUGAUGUAGAUUCAAGAACAGAAAAUGCAAAAAAUAAAAUCUAUAAAAUAGACUGGUGGCAAAUUGCCUGUAGAUGGUAAAGCAGUUAUACCUAUUAGUUAAGAGGUGCAUAAGGCAUAAAAGGAACAUGAAAGAAACAUGAAAGCCCGUAUCUAAUAUGAUCACAUUAAUGAUUUGCAUCAAAUGUAAUAAUCUGAUCCAAAUGCCAAGAAGUCCUCCUAUUAAUAGCACCAUGGUAAUAAUCAAUUGUAAUUAUAUAGUGUUUACGAAGUACAUGCAAGAUGAAUGUGAUCACUAGAACUUUGAUCAUCAUUAGAUGAAGAACGACUUAAAACAAUACCAUGAGGCCUUUGUUAUAUGUCAAAAAACACUAAGAAAAUGA